AACGGGACUGUCACGUGACUGGAGUGUUUGGUCUCUUGAUUCCAAGCUUUCUUUUACUGUCUAUGCUUGAUUCAGUGCAGUGAUGGAUCAGAUGGAGCUCUACUAACACUCUUCAGGCAGACUCAGGAACAAGACGUUUGUCUGCAGCCACAAAUAGUUGGACAAGGUGUUGCUGCCAGUGUUCCUCGUCCUUUAUCUCAUGUGCAUAAUAACAUUCACUAUCAGUUUCACACAAAAAAAUACCAGCAGACAGGGGACAGAUCAGUGACUGCAGAGUAGAGGUGUUAAUGUAGUCUCUGAAUCCAACAUCACUAAAUCCCAGAAGACAGUAAUUCAAAACUCUUUCAGUAAUGAAGACAGUCCUGCUGGAGAAGAUAUGGCCAUGUCCAUGCAGACAGCAGCUGACCCUACUCUCACACACACCGCUGGUCAGUUCUUCGUGAUGAUGACUCCUUCAGAUGUUCUGCAUUCUGCCUCUCAGCGGACUUUAGCUCCACGCACACAUAUCUACACUGUAGGUGAACACAAUGCACAAGAGCAUGAAGGUUUUAACUGGAAAAUGGACAUUCUGCGCACUCCUAGAGACGAGAGGAGAAGAGCACAACAUAAUGAAGUUGAAAGGCGACGGCGAGACAAAAUCAACAACUGGAUUGUGGCGCUCUCGAAAAUCAUCCCAGACUGCAGCAUAGACGGCACCAAGACUGGAGCGAGUAAAGGUGGGAUCCUGUCGAAGGCGUGUGAUUACAUUGGCGAGCUGAAGCAACUAAACCAGCAGCUGCAGGAGCGUUUGAGAGGAGUGGAGAGAGUGCAGAUGGACAAUGAGCUGCUCAGACUGCAUCUGGAGGAGCUCAAGAGCGAGAACGGCCUUCUGCGAGCGCAGCUGGAGCAUCACGGCAUUGACACGAUCGCAGACGCCUCGGCACACUGAGCCUCAGGCAUUCUGGGAAAGAGAUUCUGGUCAAUCCAGACGACAAAAGGCUCUCGGAGAAUAACACGGGACUGCAGUGAGCCGAAUGACAAACGCUGGCUUGUGCUCGAGAGUCUGUCUCAGAUGUCUGAUACAGUCCGGCCUGCUACCGAUGAGGUCAAAGGUCAAGACGUUUCCAUUAGCACCAACACCAGGUGUUUCCUAAAUAACUCUGAACUAAAGAGAAGAAUAUACUGUAGUUAUACUGUGUUUUUAGUUGUCUCCGCUCUAUAAAGCACCCCAGACAUUUUCCGUUUGCUUUUCCUAAUUUUCCAGCUUUGUUGCUUUCAAUUUUGUCUUCAUGCUUUACUUGGAGUAUUAGUUGUUUGUGCAAUGCCUCGUUUAAUUUAAAAUUCUCCUGGAGAAAAGCUGCCGCUCUGUGGUGUUUGGGAAGGUCGUUACGGGAUGAAUGAAGCCGUGAUGAAAUUUCAUUAGCGGUUCCAGUGAAAUUUAGUGUUAAAAUCAGAACAAAAGCACCUGCGGACGGCUCCCGCUGAAAGAAAGCUCUGAUGCAAGAAAAUGAGCUCCGUCUGGGAUUAUUAGCUUCUUAUCUCGGAUCGUCUUCAGAAGACAGCUCGGAAAGCAUCGCCUAAUCUAAGAAGCAAAUGAGAAAAAAUAUUCACAAAGCCUUGUAGCUAAAUGCUGGACGUGUUUGUUAAUGUGUGCUAGACGAUUAUUCUGUUCCCUUCAUCUGAUCAGCAGGUCUGACUCCUGGAAAUGUAAUGGCCUUUCUGGGUUGCUAAGUAAGCCUAUUUGCAAUCCUCGAAAGUUAGGGUUUUGUUCUUAGUUUACUUGGUAAGUGCCUGAACAUUUUGUGCCAUAUUUAUAUGAAUAGCAUUAAUGGAAUAGUUUUGUUCCAGGCUGUUAUUUUUCUACAUAAUUAAAUCAUUAUUCAAUGAUUAACCAUUGCUCUUACAAUACAGCAGCAAGAGACAUGAAAACAAAUUAAAUGUUCUUUUUCCAUUUUGA
Messenger RNA from Carassius gibelio (silver crucian carp), 1936 nucleotides. RefSeq names its product upstream stimulatory factor 2-like. The coding region runs from base 377 to 928 and encodes 183 amino acids. The record is from RefSeq and is a predicted model, not a curated record. Gene Ontology annotation, biological process: regulation of transcription by RNA polymerase II. The transcript has 11 exons. Gene Ontology annotation, molecular function: protein dimerization activity; DNA-binding transcription factor activity, RNA polymerase II-specific; RNA polymerase II cis-regulatory region sequence-specific DNA binding. NCBI's taxonomy places the organism in Eukaryota, Metazoa, Chordata, Actinopteri, Cypriniformes, Cyprinidae.